AUGAGUAAAGCUAAUAAGAAACGAGAAGGUUGCACAUUGACUCUUGCACUAACUGUGUGCUCUGCAGCCAUUGGUGGCACUUUUCAGUAUGGCUACAAUAUUUCAAUCAUCAAUGCACCCACAUCUCACGUGCAGAAGUUUAUUAAUGAGACAUGUAUGAAGAGAUGGGGUACAGCUCUUGAGUCCAGUCAGGUGACACUGAUAUGGACCAUUAUAGUCUCUACUUUCUCACUUGGAGGACUAUUGGGAUCCCCGCUCGCUGGCCCAAUGGCCAUUCACUUUGGACGGAAGGCAUCUCUGCUACUGAACAGCUGCUUUCUUUUUUUAUCUUUUCUGGCUUUGAGUAGUCGCUAAGCUGGAUCCUUUGAAAUGCUCAUCCUUGCUCGUCUACUUGUGGGAGUCAGUGCUGGAGUUAGUAUGAAUAUCCAGCCUAUGUACUUUGGAGAGAGCACACCUAAGAACCUAAGAGGUGCUGUAGCCUUUUCCUCCGCUGUUUUUACCGCUCUAGGUAUCUUGUUGGGCCAGAUCACUGGUCUGACAGAAUUCCUGGGGAGCGAGUCUCUCUGGCCAUAUCUGCUGGCAAGCAGUGCUCUCCCUGGUGUAGUGCAGAUGCUCGCCUUGCCCUGGUUUCCAGAGAGCCCACGAUACCUGCUCAUUGACAGAGGAAACCAAGAGGCAUGUGGCAGAGCCUUGAAACAGCUUCAAGCAUGAGUGGUCACAGGGUUUCUUCCUGCUGAACUGUUUGACCAAAUGGCAAGGUCUGUGGCUUACAUGAUUGCUGGCUCCAUGAUGUGGAUUAAUCUCUUCCUUAUAGGAAUGGCAUUCUCAUUCAUAGUUAACAGCCUGGGACAGCUCUGCUUCAUCCCCUUCAGUGGCGUUUGUGUGACUGCAUGUCUUUUCAUUGGUUUCACUUUACCUGAAACUAAAGGGAGGACUCUAGCAGAGAUCACUGAGGAGUUUGACAAGCUAAAUAGGAAAGUCACGACUAAUGGACUUUCUAAUGAUGGACAGCAUGAGCAGACCCAAAGCCUGACUGAUCAAACACUAGAAUACCUGGAGAUCGAAAAGAUUUGA
This is a messenger RNA of Xyrauchen texanus (razorback sucker), 1074 nucleotides long. Its product is annotated as solute carrier family 2, facilitated glucose transporter member 11. Gene Ontology annotation, molecular function: hexose transmembrane transporter activity. NCBI's taxonomy places the organism in Eukaryota, Metazoa, Chordata, Actinopteri, Cypriniformes, Catostomidae. The record is from RefSeq and is a predicted model, not a curated record. Gene Ontology annotation, biological process: monosaccharide transmembrane transport. Gene Ontology annotation, cellular component: membrane.